AUGCCCGUCGGCAACUUCGCCCGAAACAAUCCCGGGGCCCUUGGCGAGCUUCAGCAUAAUCAGCAGGAGCCGGCUCCUCGACCCUCACCGCGUAAAUCUCGAGACGAACGCCGACCGGACCCCGAGCCAGAGAGCCGCUCAGACUCACCUACUAAGAAGAGCUUGUUCCUGAGCAUGAAUAAAUCGCGCGAAUCCUCUCCAACUAAGAGUCCGAAGAAGGCGAAAUCUGGAACCAGCCUCACGGGGCUUCUCAGCCGACCCAAGACGGUUAAGAACCUGCAUAAGCUGGUGACAGAUGGUGAUGAAAUACGGUCAGGGAAGGACAAAGAGAAUAGAACGCCGGUUGAGCCGCCGCAUAGUGCUACGUUGCCCGUUUACGCUCAGUUCGCCAACAAUGAAUCCAUGAACUCCUUGCCGCCCCCUAGCCCAACUAGGAGUACUAGGGAGUCCUCAGAGAGACGCUCGAUGGCUAAGGAACGACCGCGCACUUUCAUGUAUCCUACCAGAUCGCAGCAAGACAUUAAGAAGUCAUCUAUAAAGUCGGAUUCGCCCAACGGGACCAAGUCAGACUCGUUCAAGGGUAAGUCUAUCCGAGAGCGAGGCAAAGUCUUUGGCACCUUUGCUAGCUUCGGCCAUGGCCGAUCCAAGUCGGAGACGUCGACUCCUCGAGCCGGCUCCCCUUCAGCAGCUGGUCCUGUACUGGACUUAAAGGACAUCAACAAGCAGCUCGAGGCGCUCUUAGACCGCCGAAAUAUUCCAGAAAACCAGCGCUACAAGAUGCGAAACUUGAGCGAUACGAUUAAGAUGGAGUUCAUUCGACAAGACUGGGCCGAAAUGCGAGCCGCCAAGCUAGAGCGCAAACAGAACCGCCCUCGAACCAGCAUGAGCAGUAGCGUUAACGGCGCUGCCGUCGCCUCUACUUCCACAUCAGCCGUCGUCUCCGAUGCCGAGGAGGAAAAGCCGAAGCGAACCCGCGGUCGGAGCUUCACUUUCUCUCGCGCGAAGAAGGAGAAGGAGCAAGAGAAAGAGAAAGGCCGUUCAACUUCAAAAAACCGUUCGGUAUCGAAAAACCGUUCGUCGUCUAAAAAGUCCAGUAAAGGAGAAAGCACGCUGGGCCGCCAUUUCAGAAACAAAUCGGCCGACAGCGUAGCCAGCGACAACAGGCCAACCUCGAGCGCCAACUCAUCUGCUAGUAGCGGCCUGUUGUCCAAGAUCAAACUCCAGCAAGGCCCGGCUGAUUAUGUUGCGUACUUUAGAAAAGUGCGCCAGCCGCAGCAGGUGGAAGUUGGCAAACUCCACAAACUAAGGCUCCUGCUGCGGAAUGAGACCGUCGCCUGGAUUGAAGAGUUUAUCCAGCAAGGAGGAAUGAAAGAAAUCGUCGGGCUGCUAAAUCGCAUUAUGGAGGUAGAAUGGAGAGAGGAGCACGAGGACGCUCUGCUUCACGAGAACUUAUUAUGCCUCAAGGCCCUCUCUACAACAGCCAAAGCAAUGGAGUAUCUCCACUCUGUCCAGGCCGACCUCUUUCCGAAACUAUUACACAUGCUUUUCGACCCUGAGAAGAAGGGCCCUAGCGAAUUCACUACGCGCAAUAUCAUCACAUCUGUCUUGUAUACGUAUAUCGAGUCUGCCUCCACUGCCGAGCGUGUUAUCAGGGCUAGAAGCAUCCUAAGACACCUGCGAGAUCCAGAACCGGAUGAAUCUAACCGACCACUUCCAUUCGUUUUGGAAAUGAGGCAAGAACGGCCUUACCGAGUUUGGUGCAAGGAGGUCGUCAGCGUGACCAAAGAAGUCUUCUGGAUCUUCCUUCAUCACCUCAACGUGGUCGCGCUAACGCCGGAGACAGACAACUCAGGUGAUGUAGCCAUGGGCCGGCUUACCAACAACGAAGACCAGCAGUAUGCAUACAUGCGCCGCCACUUCCCACAAGAAAAGGCCCCAGUACCCGCUGCCCCUUAUGUGGGCGGCGUGGAGUGGGACGCGACCAAUUAUCUCGCGUCUCACUUGGACCUGAUGAAUGCCAUCCUGGCAUGCACCCUCACCACGGAAGAGAGGAACAAGCUGAGAGCCGACCUUCGCAUCUCUGGAUGGGAGCGGUGCAUGGGGGGCAGCUUGCGACUAUGCAAGGAGAAAUUUUACGGCAGUGUCCACACAGGACUCAGGACGUGGGUGGCUGCGGCAGCGGAGGAUAAAUGGGACGUCAAGGACGUCAGAUACGGGCCGCCUGCUGAUGCCCGAUCCCCAGUAAAAUCCGGCGUCCAGCGAAAGAAGGUUGAGGACGCGCCAAAGAUCGACAUGCCGAAGCUUGACUUUGGAUCCAACAAGGUGCAGCAGACAAAGACACAGCCACGGACACAGACACAGAUACAUUCACAGAAAAAACCUCCUCCAAAAGACGGGUGGUUAUCAUGA
Trichoderma asperellum CBS 433.97 is the source of this 2409-nucleotide messenger RNA. The record is from RefSeq and is a predicted model, not a curated record. NCBI's taxonomy places the organism in Eukaryota, Fungi, Ascomycota, Sordariomycetes, Hypocreales, Hypocreaceae.